Gambusia affinis (western mosquitofish) is the source of this 4353-nucleotide messenger RNA. It is a transcript of the gene tmtopsb, whose product is annotated as teleost multiple tissue opsin b. Gene Ontology annotation, cellular component: membrane; photoreceptor outer segment. The record is from RefSeq and is a predicted model, not a curated record. Gene Ontology annotation, biological process: G protein-coupled receptor signaling pathway; visual perception. The coding region runs from base 585 to 1775 and encodes 396 amino acids. Gene Ontology annotation, molecular function: G protein-coupled receptor activity. NCBI's taxonomy places the organism in Eukaryota, Metazoa, Chordata, Actinopteri, Cyprinodontiformes, Poeciliidae. The transcript has 4 exons.
AAAUUUUUGACUUUUCAAGCUCAGAAAUGUUUUAUAUAUAUAUAUCAAAGUGUCUGUGAUUUUCUUCUCACAAAUUUUGAACUUUUGGACCGCAGAAUAUUUUUCUAGAUAAUUUUUGACAACUACUAUCUACUGUUUUGUUUUUCGUUGUUGGUGUUUUUAGAAUAUGAUGAUCGCAUGAACGUACUGUAAUGAAACCCAGCAGAGCCCCUUGUCUUUCUGCUCUUCAUCCUCUCUCUCAUUGUCUUCUGACUCGACUGGCUCCCAGUUGCCUCCAAACACUCUGGCGCAGACUGCGCUCCGACGCCGCCUCCUGUUGAGUUUCGUCCCCCGGCGCGUUAAAAGGGGCAGUUGGCGAUAAAAGCAGAAGCGCACAGCUGAAUGUGAAGCGGGUUGGGGGGCGGCUCUCUGGAUCGCCCCCAUGUCCUCUCUGAGUCUUCCCUCAUUGGACACUUUGCUCCGCUCAGCAGGAACACCUGUAUGCACGAUGCGCGCAAACUACCGCUGUGCGCCAUCUCCUCUCCGGAUGCGCUGACCGAGACCCGGAUGGGUGCAAACUUCCCUUCUGGUCCAAACUUCCCGGUAUGAUCGCUUCCAACGCGAGCCUGAGCUGUGCGCGGUGUCCCGGGGAAGCGACGACGGAGGCGAGCGGAGCGGUUCCGGGCUCAGUGCCGGCGCCCUCCCUGAGUCCGACGGGGCACCUGGUGGUGGCGGUGUGCCUGGGCUGCAUCGGCACGCUGGGCUUCCUCAGUAACUUCCUGGUGCUGGCGCUGUUCUGCCGGUACCGGGCUUUGCGCACGCCCAUGAACCUGCUGCUGGCGAGCAUCUCGGUGAGCGACCUGCUGGUCAGCGUGCUGGGCACCCCGUUCAGCUUCGCGGCCAGCACCCAGGGGCGGUGGCUGAUCGGACGAGCUGGAUGCGUUUGGUACGGCUUCAUCAACGCGUGUCUGGGCAUCGUCUCCCUCAUCUCCCUGGCUGUUCUGUCCUACGAGCGUUACUGCACCAUGAUGGCGCCCACCAUGGCGGACGGCAGGGACUUCCGGCCGGCGCUGGCAGGGAUCUGCUUCUCCUGGCUGUACUCCGUGGCCUGGACGGUGCCUCCGCUGCUGGGCUGGAGCCGCUACGGCCCCGAGGGGCCCGGCACCACCUGCUCUGUUGACUGGAAGACCCGAACUCCGAACAACAUCUCCUACAUCAUCAGCCUUUUCACCUUCUGCCUUGCCUUGCCGUUCGCCGUCAUAGUCUACUCCUACGGGAAGCUGCUGUCCACAAUCAGACAGGUGCGCAGAGUGAGCUCCGUGGUGACGCGGCGCAGAGAGCAGCGCGUUCUGGUGAUGGUCGUCAUCAUGGUGGUCUGCUACCUGGUCUGCUGGCUGCCGUACGGCGUGGCCGCUCUGCUCGCCACCUUCGGCCCCAGAGACCUGCUGACGCCGGCGGCCAGCAUCACGCCGUCGCUGCUGGCCAAGUUUUCCACUGUGGUCAACCCUUUUAUUUACAUAUUCAUGAACAAACAGUUUCACAGAUGUUUCCGGGCCUUCUUCUCCUGCUCCGCUCCAGAAUCAGGCUCCACCUUAAAGACAUUUUCUCGGCCGACCAAGACGUUCCCCUGCGCGCGGCCGGAAAGGGACCGCCAGGUGACGGCGCGCGCCCCGUCCACGGCGCCGCCAACGCCCGUCCGCGGGUUGUCGGCGAACAGCCGCAGCUCCACUGCAGAACCCCGGUCUGCUGCCGGACCCAAACCCAAAGUGACUCUGGUGGCUCGCUACAGGGAAUAAAGAGACGCAGAAUAAAGGGAGCAGGUCUCCGAAAAGACAAAGCAGCUUUAUUAGCAGAACCGAACAUGCAGAACCGUUUAAUCCCGGUGAAACGCGCUGCGAUCCGAGAACAAACGCUCUCUGAAGCUUUGUGAACAAAGCAGACUGAAGAUGUGAGAUUAGGGCUACACACAGUGCUUUGUGUUGACAUUACACACCUUUCCCUUCUACAUUUACCAACCGAAUCCCAUUCAGUGGAGCCAGUACCGGUACACAAACACCUAAUGCUGAACAGAGGAGAGCGGAGGGAUUCUUCCUGGAUUCACAUCUAAAUGUCUCUGAUGUUGGUUUGUUUUGGCAGCUGUUUGUUGUUUUACUUCACCUUGUAGAAAUGCUGCAGUUAAAUUAAGUUAAAUUUAUUGUCCUUAGAUAUUUGGGCUUUGAAAUAUUUUUGCCUAGAUUUACAGAAGCUGCUUGUGAAAUCAUUUAGUAGCUCAAUAAUUAGCCUUCAUAAGGACUUUAUUUAGUUUCCACAUUUUGUCAUGUUGCACCACAAAUUUCAGAUAUUUUAAAUAGAUUUCAUGUUUCUGACCGACACAAAGAGGGUGAAGGAAACAGGUUCAUGGUUUAAACCCAAAAUAUUUAUUUUUCUUCAGUAGCCUCUACUCUGACAACUACUGAAGGCAAUUAGGGCCACUAAUGAUCAUAUUUUGUUUUUAUUUAUGUUUUACACAAUGUCCUAACUCCAUAUUGGUAUAGAUAUCUGAAAUUUCGAAGUUAACUUUAUUUAGCAUAUCACCAAGUGGUUAUGAUUCAAGAAGCAAAUUUCAUAAAGGAGGAAAUUUUUGCUUUCUUUCGGUUCUACUAAUUGACCUGGUGUUUUUAUUGUUCAACCUAAAAUGAACUUCAUAUUAAAUUGCACAGGGUGUCAUUCUGGGAAAACAGCCAAAUUACUGUAAUAAAUAACACAAAAAAGUAAAAAGCUGCUACACUGCGAGUAUUUUAAUAAUUUAUAGUGUCAUAAACAUGAUGCAGCUUUAGUCUCUCUCACAGUUUCAGUCUUUUUCAGCCUCAUUUUCUGUUUUUAACAUCAUAGUGUCUCCAGAGCAUUGGAGAUUAUUCCUGACCGGUUUUAUGAAAACAGAAUGGUGUACACUUGGUCAUUCUGUCUCUAGACCAUUUAAAAUUUGUCUUACUAAAUUUUAAAGGAAUAAAUCAUCAGUUAAGGCCAAAAUGGUAUCAUAGUGACACAAAGGUUACAUUUCAUGGGUUCAACAUUUUGAGAUAUUUAUGUUUUUUUCUCUUAAAAAUAAUCUAAAAUAUUUAAUAAGUCAAGUUUUGAUUGGCAAACAUGCUAUAUAUCUAUUCCAAUGCCAGUUACUGACCUGAUUAAUGGCUGCCUGGGGCCGCUAAUAAAACGGCUAACGUUAGUUUUAACGAGGCUAACAACUAGCAUCGUCUCACAUUUCCCAAAUGAUAUAUUUAUGAUCCCAAAGACUUAUAAGAAAAUAUUCUGAGAACUAAUGAGUGACAAAUAUCCAGAGCCCACUGACAUUUGGACUGGCCUAGUCAAAGUCUGGACAUAAAUCCAAUUGAGAUGCUGUGGUAGGACCUUAAUUAGGCUUUUGAUGGUUGAAAACUCAACAAUGUGGUUAAAUAAAAGCCAAAAAAUUACUUUUUUGCAGAGAUAUGUUGGUUUUCAUAGCUGUUUUCCAACAUUGUGUUGUUUUUAUUUAACUCAGAUUAUUUUCAAAUGAUAUUUUCUUAAUGAUCUGAAACAGAAAACUAAAAUAUUAAGCAUUAAAUAGACUUUCAAAUGCUGUACGCUGUUUUAGUGAGCCAUUCUAUAAUAGGAAAUAAAAUUACUUGCAAUAAAUGAAAAUAAAUCUAGAAGUUUUUAUCACCCUCAAAUCUUUGGUCGUAACUUUCUAAAUGUUUAUUGGUCCGCUAGUCUUUCUGAGAACUGAUUUUUGUUUAAAUAAAGUUGUUUCCAGUUUGAAUUCAGGGAUCGUCAGUGACUUUGUGGCUUGUAGCGUCAGAAAUGUUAAUGUGUUUGCAUGAGGCCGAUAAUCAUUAUGUUUACUAGUCUGAUCAAUUUACAGUGUUUGCUACAAACCCAUAAAUAAACAAGACUGCAUUUUAUUCUGAAAAGCUAAAAGGAAGAUGCCAAACUUCAUCUUCUUGUCCCCCUCAUUUAAUUAUUUCUAUAUAGUAGCACAUUUCUAAUUCUUUUGUUUUGUUAUGGUGUUGAUUUUAAUUUAUUUGGAAGGUGUAUUCCUGGUUUAGGAAAACAAUUUCUUCAGGUCUCCCAUUUCCAUGCCAGAAAUUUGGGGAAUUAAUUAAUAAUAUGAACCAAUUUAAUCAGUAAUUUCAUGCUGUUCAGAUCUAAGAAGGCUUUGUCUGUAUUUACAACCCGAAAUCCAACCUUCUUUCUUGUUUUUCAGGCAUAACAAACUGACAACCAACAUUUCAUUGAACUGAUGUUUUAAACUCUUAAUCAUCCUUAAGAAAAGGUUUAACAAACACUGCAGUUGUACAUCUGUGUCUGUGUUGUCCCUUCAUGAAUUUCAGUGAAACAUAAACAAGUUCAUGUCCCAAA